AUACACAUCACUGCAAUCAUCUUAUCCCUUUGUCUCCUUACUUAAAACACAUCCAAACAAUGGCCCCUCAGGUUGGAAUCAACGGCUUCGGCCGUAUUGGUCGUAUCGUCUUCCGUAACGCCAUCGCCAGCGGUGACGUUGAGGUUGUUGCUGUCAACGACCCCUUCAUUGAGACCCACUAUGCUGCCUACAUGCUUAAGUAUGACAGCACCCACGGUCGCUUCCAGGGCACCAUCGAGACCUACGACCAGGGCCUCAUUGUCAACGGCAAGAAGAUCCGCUUCUUCGCCGAGCGUGACCCCGCUCAAAUCCCCUGGGCUGAGGCCGGCGCUGCCUACGUUGUCGAGUCCACUGGUGUCUUCACCACCACCGAGAAGGCCUCCGCUCACUUGAAGGGUGGUGCCAAGAAGGUCAUCAUCUCUGCUCCUUCUGCUGAUGCCCCCAUGUUCGUUAUGGGUGUCAACAACAAGGAAUACAAGUCCGACAUCAACGUCCUCUCUAACGCUUCUUGCACCACCAACUGCCUUGCUCCCCUUGCUAAGGUUAUCAACGACAACUUUGGCCUCGUUGAAGGCCUCAUGACCACUGUCCACUCCUACACUGCCACCCAGAAGACUGUCGAUGCUCCUUCCUCCAAGGACUGGCGUGGUGGCCGUACCGCCGCUCAGAACAUCAUCCCUAGCUCCACUGGUGCUGCCAAGGCUGUCGGCAAGGUCAUUCCUUCUCUUAACGGCAAGCUCACUGGUAUGUCCAUGCGUGUGCCCACCGCCAACGUCUCUGUUGUCGACCUCACUUGCCGUACCGAGAAGGCCGUCACCUACGAGGACAUCAAGAAGACCAUCAAGGCUGCUUCCGAGGAGGGUGAGCUCAAGGGCAUCCUUGGCUACACUGAGGACGAAAUUGUCUCCACUGAUCUUUGCGGAGAUGCCCACUCCUCCAUCUUCGAUGCCAAGGCCGGUAUCGCCCUCAACGAGCACUUCAUCAAGCUCGUCUCCUGGUACGACAACGAGUGGGGCUACUCCCGCCGUGUUGUUGACCUCAUUGCCUACAUCGCCAAGGUCGAUAGCCAGUAGGAAUCAGGACGGAGACCAGAAACUAGAAGUGUUCUAUAAACAAGACAUUCUAGUCGCCUGACUGUGUUCCACGUUCCCGGAUUAUCAGGUCACCACCCUGAGAAAUUGGCCUGUGGGAUAGCAAAGUGCCCUGUUGACCGGGGAUCUACAUAUCGCAUAAAAAGCAUAUGAUAACGUACUUAUUUAAUGAAAUGAUUUGACGUUCAUACUGGAUAAAA
This is a messenger RNA of Aspergillus caelatus, 1291 nucleotides long. RefSeq names its product glyceraldehyde 3-phosphate dehydrogenase GpdA (gene gpdA). The coding region runs from base 60 to 1073 and encodes 337 amino acids. NCBI's taxonomy places the organism in Eukaryota, Fungi, Ascomycota, Eurotiomycetes, Eurotiales, Aspergillaceae. Gene Ontology annotation, biological process: glucose metabolic process. The record is from RefSeq and is a predicted model, not a curated record. The transcript has 7 exons. Gene Ontology annotation, molecular function: NAD binding; oxidoreductase activity, acting on the aldehyde or oxo group of donors, NAD or NADP as acceptor; NADP binding.